This is a messenger RNA of Aphanomyces astaci, 2253 nucleotides long. RefSeq lists its product as hypothetical. Lineage: Eukaryota; Oomycota; Saprolegniomycetes; Saprolegniales; Verrucalvaceae. The record is from RefSeq and is a predicted model, not a curated record. Gene Ontology annotation, biological process: telomere maintenance; DNA repair. Gene Ontology annotation, molecular function: DNA helicase activity. The transcript is spliced from 5 exons. Bases 1 to 2253 code for a protein of 750 amino acids.
AUGCCAUUUGGGCCAAAUGGGACCCGACUACCCGAUGAGACGGUGUUAUUUGUCAUUGCUACGUUGGAAUCCGCAUUGCAGGUGCAUUGGUGGUCGCAUUGCUCUUCGUGCUUCAAACAAAGCCGCAACGCAAGGGGUGCACAAAUGUGGCGAUAUUUGUUCCCUCGGGCCCGAGUUGAAGUUGGACUUAUUGGGACGUCUGCAAUCUUGCUUGUGAGGAAGCUCGGCGAAGAGUACAUCAAUGGAUACAGCGAUGUCAUCCUUCGUGCUUUCAAGUGCAAUCACGAUAUUCAAAUCAUGAUCGGUGGGGCUGAAAUGGCUGAGCGCAUCUAUUACGCCUGCAAGUACACCACCAAGGACCAACAGAAGGUUGAAUGUCGAACGGCCCUGGCAUUGGCUGCUUUUGACACGCGUAUUCAGCGAGAACUCUCAACAGCUGAAAGUGGAAAGGCCCUGUCCGAUGAAGUCAAGUGCCGUCGUCGCUUGGCGUCUCACAUGUUCAACAUGACGAGAAAACAAGAAGUUGCUGGCCCGUUGUGUGCCUUGUACCUGUUGCGCGAGUCUUGCGCUUACACAGGCCACUUUUACAAGAAAAUGUCCAUCCGUCAAAACGUGUUGAAGUUCUUGCACCAACACAGCGACACUCCAUUUCAACUUGAAGUGACCACCAACAUCAAGGUCAAAACGCUGACUCCUCUGACCUUGAAAGUGACGAGGAAGAAGAUGCUUCACCACUUGCUGGACCAAGGCGACCUGGACAAUCAAGCGUAUUCGUACCGGUUGGACAUCUCAUGGUUUGAGUUCACGUCCAAGUUCUUUCGCGCGAAUCGAGCUGAUGGUACAUCGUCGGAUAAACUCUUCAUGGAACGACAUUCCCUGCACAAGUCGAAGUGCAUUGGGGUACAUCGCUUGGCGCGUAUUCCCGUUCUAACGGGUGGUGUGCGCGUGCCAUUCUUUGGGGAUUGUUUAAAACCCGAGGAGAGAGAUUUCCACGCCCAAGUUGCAUUGGUACUUUUCAAACCAUUUCGUGUGUUGUCGGAUUUGUGCCCACACGGCUCAACAUGGCAUGAAGCGUGGGAAUCCUUUCAACCCACGAUGAGCACUGGUUCUGCGGAAAUGUACCAUUUCAUGCAAGACUACCAUGUCGGUCGAAAGAAGGCCGCAAAGACAAGAACGUCCAGAGAGGAAGAACAGAACAUCCAAAUGGAAAACGACGAUGGUCACACUGAGCCUGAUGACUUCGAUGACAUUGACUUCGAAAACGCACUCCCGGUUGCCAGCAGACAUCCAGCAACCAGCCACUUGGACUGUGAUGAUGCACGUGAUACCACGUCGGAAUUGUAUCAAGCAGUAUCAUCGUCGGAGAUGAGCAACCAAGUCAAGUUUCCAACAACGACACCCAUUGAUGCGGAUAUCGCAGCAUUGGUUGGUGGUCAGUCCCUCGACGAAGCGUCAACAACAGCAUCCUCAAGUUAUAUGUCCAUUUUGGGUGCUUGGGACCAGCGACUUCGUUGCCGUGAGCAGUUUGCGUCAGAUGUCAAAGGUCUAAAGACAUGGAUGUCGAAAAAACGCGUGGAACGAGUUGUCACGUUCGAAAACCAAUCCCGUGUUGAAGAAAGCAGCGAGGCAUCGGUGGCUUGGUGUACAGAUCCGCCUAGCGAGAUUCAAACGCUGGUCCAAGCCAACGUUCCGGGUGCAUUGGAGCCAUCAACGAUGUUCGAUGGCAACUUGAAGAUAAUGGAGAUCACGACCCACGAAGUGUCGCCACUGCAACGAGCGCCAUACAACUACGAAUGGUUCUGCACGGUGAAGGGGGUACUGGAAAGUCGCAUGUCAUCGCUGCUGCCGCCGUCUCAAUCAACGGAGUUUGGUAUGCACAACUUGACCCCGAGCACUGUUCACGAGGCGAAAGAAGCCGACGAGAAAGGCGUACCUGGCUACACGGAAGAUCUCAAGCUACUCCUGGUGGACGAAAUGUCCAUGAUGAACAAACAACAGUUGGUUCGACUCGACGAGGCACUUCGUGCACGGACGAAGCUGGACUUGCCCUUCGGUGGAAUCAACGUCGUUUUGGCUGGUGAUUUCUUCCAAAUGCCCCCUGUUGGUGGAAAACCGUUGUAUACACCACUGUCUGCGUAUCAAGAGGACUUGAAGUUCGAUCUCUACGAAGACACGGGCUUCCAUUUGUGGCGGUCGUUCAAGGAUGUUGUGGUGUUGAAUGAAAACGUCCAAUUCUCCCAGGAUCCCGAGUAG